Syzygium oleosum is the source of this 1263-nucleotide messenger RNA. RefSeq names its product calmodulin-binding protein 25-like. The record is from RefSeq and is a predicted model, not a curated record. Gene Ontology annotation, biological process: response to osmotic stress. Gene Ontology annotation, cellular component: nucleus. The coding region runs from base 225 to 1034 and encodes 269 amino acids. NCBI's taxonomy places the organism in Eukaryota, Viridiplantae, Streptophyta, Magnoliopsida, Myrtales, Myrtaceae. Gene Ontology annotation, molecular function: calmodulin binding. The transcript has a single exon.
UUUGACCCCCCUCUUGACUCCCUCUCCCUCUCCCCCUCCCCCUCAGUCUCACCAGCCGCUGCUGCUGCUGCUGCUGCAGCGGAGGACCCAUUUCUAACGUCCGGCGGACCCCUUUCGAGAAGCUCCUCCUGGUGAUCUUCCAUCGACACGCAGGGAGAAGAGAGGGUGAGAGAGAGAGAGAGAGAGAGAGAGAGCGCGAGCGCGAUUCGAGGGUAGCCCCAUCAAUGGCGUCGUCCGACCACAUGGCGAGCGUUGACCCGACGUGGAUCUUCUCUCGCCCCAGCUUCAUCGACCCCUGGUUCACCGAAGCCUACUCCCGCGACACCGAGACCCUCACCAAAGCCCUCCAGAAAUCCAUCUCCUCCUCCGCCGCCACCGCCACGGCCACCACCUCCAACAACUCCAACAACUCCUCCGACACCCUCACCCCGGACGUCGUCUCCCCCUUCCUCAAACACCUCCCCGAGCCCGCCCCUUCUACCCCCGCCGCCGCCGCCGCCGCUCCCAGCUGGGGGUCCUCAGACCAGGAGGCCGCGGCGUCGAAGCAGCGGCAGCGGGCCUCCGUCCCCGGCGCGUCGGGGAAGGUCUCGAAGCGGAAGUCGCGCGCCUCGAAGCGGUCCCAGACCACCUACAUAAACGCCGACCCGGCCAACUUCCGCCAGAUGGUGCAGCAGGUGACCGGCGCCAGGUUCGUCGGCGCGGGGCUCCAGGUGUCGGCCCCGAUCCUCAAGCCGGAGCCGCAGAGGCUCGGCGGGGCCCGCCUGGUCGCCGCCGCCGCCGCGAGCGGGUGCUUGCCGACCCUCGACACGUCGGCGUUCUUGCUGGACCACCACGCCGCGGGCCACCACAACCAGCAGCAGCAGCAGCAGCAGGAGAUGUCCGCCGCGCGCGGCGAGGCGCCGGGACCCCUGUCAUUUUUGGAGGCGGCGGACGUGGCCUGCGGCGGCGGCGGCGGCUCCGUCUCCGGCGGCUACGAUUUCGGGUCGUUCGCCGGGUUUCCCACUCUAGAGUCGUGGAGCGCUAGCGCCAUGUGACGGAUCAAUUUUAGCUCCCUCCUUUUUUUUUUUUAUAUUUUAUUUUUGUCAUCCUUCCUUCUUUCUUUCUUUUUUCCAAAUUGCCCCCUGUUUUGUGAUGCUGCGUAUGGGAUCGUACGUCGGAGUUCUUGUAAUUGUUGCAGCAGACAUCGGGGUGGCAUGAUCGGGUCGGGUCGGGUCGGAUCUGUUGAUAGUUAUGGUAUAUCAUAGUCCUCUUCAUUUCUUCGAA